Vicugna pacos (alpaca) is the source of this 2155-nucleotide messenger RNA. RefSeq names its product ER degradation enhancing alpha-mannosidase like protein 1 (gene EDEM1). Gene Ontology annotation, biological process: carbohydrate metabolic process; endoplasmic reticulum mannose trimming; mannose trimming involved in glycoprotein ERAD pathway. The record is from RefSeq and is a predicted model, not a curated record. Gene Ontology annotation, cellular component: membrane. Gene Ontology annotation, molecular function: calcium ion binding; mannosyl-oligosaccharide 1,2-alpha-mannosidase activity. Lineage: Eukaryota; Metazoa; Chordata; Mammalia; Artiodactyla; Camelidae.
UACGAGAAGCGCUACAGCGGCGCCUUCCCGCCGAAGCUACGCGCCCAGAUGCGCGACCUGGCGCGGGGCAUGUUCGUCUUCGGCUACGACAACUACAUGGCGCACGCCUUCCCCGAGGACGAGCUCAACCCCAUCCACUGCCGCGGCCGAGGGCCCGACCGCGGGGACCCUUCAAAUCUGAACAUCAAUGAUGUCCUAGGGAAUUACUCAUUGACUCUUGUUGAUGCGUUGGAUACACUUGCAAUAAUGGGAAAUUCGUCCGAGUUCCAGAAAGCCGUCAAAUUAGUGAUUGACACAGUUUCAUUUGACAAAGAUUCCACCGUCCAAGUGUUUGAGGCCACGAUAAGGGUCCUGGGAAGCCUUCUUUCUGCCCACAGAAUAAUUACUGACUCCAAGCAGCCCUUUGGUGACAUGACGAUUAAGGAUUAUGAUAAUGAGCUGUUGCACAUGGCUCAUGACCUGGCCGUGCGGCUCCUCCCUGCCUUUGAAAACACCAAGACCGGGAUCCCCUACCCUCGGGUGAAUCUAAAGACAGGCGUUCCUCCCGACAGCAAUAAUGAGACGUGCACGGCCGGAGCUGGCUCCCUCCUGGUGGAAUUUGGGAUUCUGAGCCGACUGCUGGGGGAUUCUACGUUUGAGUGGGUGGCCAGGCGAGCAGUGAAAGCUCUUUGGAACCUGCGGAGCAACGACACAGGACUGUUAGGUAACGUCGUGAACAUUCAGACGGGCCGGUGGGUUGGAAAGCAGAGCGGCUUGGGUGCCGGGCUGGACUCUUUCUACGAAUACCUCCUGAAAUCUUAUAUUCUCUUCGGAGAAAAAGAAGACCUAGAAAUGUUUAAUGCUGCAUAUCAAAGUAUUCAGAACUACUUAAGAAGAGGCCGGGAAGCCUGUAACGAGGGAGAGGGGGACCCGCCGCUCUAUGUCAAUGUGAACAUGUUCAGUGGGCAGCUCAUGAACACGUGGAUCGACUCCCUGCAGGCCUUCUUCCCCGGACUGCAGGUUCUGAUAGGAGACGUGGAGGAUGCCAUCUGCCUGCAUGCCUUCUACUACGCCAUCUGGAAGCGCUAUGGGGCCCUCCCUGAGAGGUUCAACUGGCAGCUGCAGGCCCCCGACGUGCUCUUCUACCCGCUGAGACCAGAGCUGGUGGAGUCUACGUAUCUCCUCUACCAGGCAACCAAGAAUCCCUUCUACCUCCACGUGGGAAUGGACAUUCUGCAGAGUCUGGAAAAGUACACAAAAGUCAAGUGUGGGUAUGCUACGCUGCAUCACGUCAUCGACAAAUCCAAAGAGGACCGGAUGGAGAGCUUCUUUCUCAGUGAGACCUGUAAAUACUUGUAUCUGGUAUGUGUGCUGUAAGGGUAACCCAAGAAGUGUUUGGUCCCGCUGAAAGCAAGCCUCCCUUCUGCCUCCCACGUACCACCCGUCACCGGGCGCUGCUCCAUGCUGGGUGUUGUGCUGGCCUGGGGACUCAGCACUGUCAGAGCAAAAGCACAUCGCUGUCUUCCGCUGUGGUUUCUAGCCUCGUGGAGGAGGUGUUGUCAAGUAAACAAACAGACACAUUUAGGAUUACCAGUCCUGUGGAGUUACCAGAGGCCCCACCUCAGUGUGGUGGCUGGAAGGCUUCUCUGAGGCAGAGAGCAGUGUCUGCGGCUCUCACUUCCCUUGACAUCUGUGCUCUUGGCUGAGACCUGCUGCCCAGUGGCUGUCUAUCCAUACACACGUCCUAACGUGUCUGGAGAGAGACUAGCUUUUUGGACCUGGAAGAAACUGCAGGGAUCAUCCAGCCAGUGUUCAUUCUUCCCUUCAUGAGAACUGGCAUCUCCGAGCGAGGUGACUUGCCUGGGUUCUCGGGGUGACUCCAUGCAGAGUCGAGGCCAAAGCCCUGGUCCCGACUCCUUGUCCAGUGCUAUUUCCACUUCAGUGCUCUGCCACGGGCACACGUGGUGGCUGUCCCAGUGCCAUGUCCUCCCCUCUCUCACUGCCCAGUGUGGCGACACAAAAACGGAUACCUUCUCAAGGUACAAAGGGUCAGGAUAUGGGCUGAGAGCCAAAGAUAGCCAUCAGCAGUGAUAGAAGAGGGAAGAUAUAGUUCAGUGGAAGAUUGUGUGCUAAGCAUGCGUGAGGUCCUGGGUUCAGUCCCCGGGACCUCCACUAA